Messenger RNA from Arachis duranensis, 1301 nucleotides. Its product is annotated as metacaspase-9. Lineage: Eukaryota; Viridiplantae; Streptophyta; Magnoliopsida; Fabales; Fabaceae. The coding region runs from base 196 to 1131 and encodes 311 amino acids. Gene Ontology annotation, molecular function: cysteine-type endopeptidase activity. The record is from RefSeq and is a predicted model, not a curated record. The transcript has 2 exons. Gene Ontology annotation, biological process: proteolysis.
GAAAGACAACAAUACACGAGGUAGAAGAUUGCUUGCAUCAAAUUCAAAGCCAAUGAACAAUGCUACUCCAAGAACUAUAAAUCCACUCCAUUGGAAGGAUAAUGGACAUGAAUCAAUCAUCUCUCUAGGCCCAUUAGCCCAAACACUAAGAAAUUAAAACUCUCGAUUAAACCACCAGCAUCAGAAUUCUAAAAUAUGNNNNAGAGGCUAGCUGUUUUGGUGGGGUGCAAUUACUAUAACACCCCUAACGAGUUGCAUGGCUGCAUAAACGAUGUGCUGGCUAUGAGGGACACACUAGUGAAGCGCUUUGAGUUUGAAGCUGCCAACAUUGAGGUCCUAACCGAUGCACCCGGCUCAUCCUCGCCUUUGCCCACCGGCGCCAACAUCAAGCUGGCGCUGGCUCGCAUGGUCGAUGCAGCCAAAGCUGGGGAUGUUCUGUACUUUCACUACAGUGGACAUGGAACCAGGAUCCCUUCAAAGAAACGUGGCCAUCCAUUCCGCCAAGAGGAAGCAAUUGUGCCUUGUGACUUCAAUCUUAUCACAGAUUUGGAUUUCCGGCAACUGGUGAAUCGGCUGCCGAGUGGCGCGAGCCUCACAAUCCUGUCAGACUCAUGCCACAGCGGCGGCCUAAUCGACAAAGAGAAGGAACAGAUAGGGCCAUCAUCAGUAAUCUCCAAAAGUGAAGCACCGAAAAAUUACACUUACACCCCAAAGACAAUUCCCUUUGAGUCCAUAUUGCAGCACCUUUCAUCGCUAACAAAAAUAAACACCACUGACAUUGGAACACACUUGUUAGAAUCCUUCGGUGAGGAAGCCAGCCUGAGGUUCCGGCUUCCCCUGCCGGAUCCUGAAUUGUCCACACCGCUUCGGGCGGACAACGGCGUUCUGCUGAGUGGCUGCCAGCCUGAUGAGACAUCUGCCGACAUGAGGCCGAACGAAGUGAGCGCAAAGGCUUAUGGUGCAUUCAGCAAUGCCGUUCAGAUGGUUUUGACGGAGAAUCCUGGUACGAUAAGUAACAGAGAAGUUGUGAUUUUAGCUAGGAAGUUGCUUCAAUCACAGGGGUUUCAGCAGCAUCCUUGUCUCUAUUGCAGUGAUGAGAAUGCAAAUGCUACUUUCUUGUGGCAAAGUUAAUUAAAGCUCUGAGAUUGUUAUUGUUGAUUAUUUGAUGUGUGUGUCUGUGUGACUCUUGUUAUUGUUGUGUUAAUUUUUAUUAUUUGGAAUAAGUGAAAACUGAAAAGAACUAUUUAUUCUUUUGGGAAAAUAUAUAUCAACUUGAGUUGUGUGAGACCUGUGCUUUGUUA